Diorhabda carinulata is the source of this 1497-nucleotide messenger RNA. Its product is annotated as protein PFC0760c-like. The record is from RefSeq and is a predicted model, not a curated record. Gene Ontology annotation, molecular function: peptidase inhibitor activity. The transcript has 4 exons. Lineage: Eukaryota; Metazoa; Arthropoda; Insecta; Coleoptera; Chrysomelidae. Bases 92 to 553 code for a protein of 153 amino acids.
ACUUUCAUUUCCUUUAGUGGUUUGGUCGAGUUAAAAUUAUUAAAAGAAUACCAGGCACUGCAAAUUUUAAUAUCGAAUUGAUUCUGUAAAGAUGAACAAAUUUAAGAUAUUUUUCAUAUUCUGUUUUGUUUUAAGUUUCUGUAUAGCUGAAGAUGCAUUAAUUUGUAAACCGAAAAGCGUAUUUCAAAAUGAUUGUAAUAUAUGCGUUUGUGGAUCUUCUGGAUUAGAUUACGUCUGUUCAAAGGACGUAUGUUCAUCGAAAAAAAUUAAGAAAAUGAAUUCGUAUAAAGAUGAAGAUGAAUAUAACGACUAUGAUUUAGAUAACGUCGAUGAGUAUCAAAAUGAAGAUUUAAUUAAUAAUGCCACUGAUGAUGAGUCCAGGAACGUCAAUGGCAUAAAAACUGAAAAUGAUGUUGACGACAUAACUGACGAAGAUCAGAAUGAUAACAUUGAGAACGAAGAUGAUAUUUAUGAUUAUUCUCAGGACGAAGGACAAAAUAAUGAGGAUUUCAAUGAGUUAAGAUCAAGAGCAUGGGAUAGGGUACUAGCAUGAUAAUACUCUUUUAGUAUUUAGAAUGUAUCGUUUCGAAAGAACCCAAAAUAUGUAAAUGAAAUUUAUUCAAAAAUUUUUUUGCUACUUAAUGGGAAUUCUUCUUUUUUGCAACUUCUUCUUACUGUAUUUGUAUUUCUUCAUAUUAUAGUGCCUGAUCAGUCAUUUGAAAAGCUGUCGUUGUAGCCGUUUAAGAUCUUCUAUGAUGUUCCACUGGCGAUACGUUUCUUGUUAUUUUUACUAUUAUUCCUUCUAUGCAACGAUCAAUGUAACAUCCAAUUACCAAUGCUGUAUUAUCGUUUAAUAUUUUAACUUCUUCUUCUUCUUCUUCUGUAUCAUUUCGUCAUUUGAAAUCUACCCAUAAGCUCAUAUUUUUGUCGUUAAUACAAAGUGGGCUAUAAACUUUAGCACUUUUGUGCAACGAAAAAAAGAAAACACAUUGUUCAUUUAAUGUGUUGUUGACAUUUUUGAAACCUGGUCCUUAGAUUUUCGAAAAUUACAUUACAAAGUACGCUAUUCAUUUCUUGACGGAUGUUCUCUUUUAAUUGGUGUAUUGUUUAUUAUAUUAUUGUAUGAGCAAACAUAAAAGAGAUAUUGAUUUAACAGAAUCGAAUUUCUAGUUCACUUGGGGGUACUUAAAAACUUAAACGGAACUUAUUAGAGAACUCAUGGAAAUGAUUGGGAGUCAACAUAUUUUCGAUUCUGGUCAUUAUAUACCGUUUCUGAAGAAAAUUUUGUAGUUUUAUGAACUUCAUCGAAUUAAAUGGGUAAUUUUGAAUUGACAGAAAGAUUUUGUAUCUUUUAUGGUAAUAUUUUUAUUAUUAACUACUAAGUGUUUGAAAAUACAAUGAAAUAACGAUUUAACUAAUAUAAUAAUCUUACAUGUGUAUUUUUUCAAUAUACUAACUUAUUUAAACAUAUAAUUAUUCAAUAAAUGCUUCUUACAA